Topomyia yanbarensis is the source of this 1675-nucleotide messenger RNA. It is a transcript of the gene Mfap1, whose product is annotated as microfibrillar-associated protein 1. Gene Ontology annotation, cellular component: U2-type spliceosomal complex. Bases 88 to 1572 code for a protein of 494 amino acids. The transcript has 3 exons. Gene Ontology annotation, molecular function: RNA binding. The record is from RefSeq and is a predicted model, not a curated record. Lineage: Eukaryota; Metazoa; Arthropoda; Insecta; Diptera; Culicidae. Gene Ontology annotation, biological process: mRNA splicing, via spliceosome.
UACUCGUAUUGAUUUUAUUCAACAAGCUCGACAACAAUAUUAAAUUUUCUAUCGACAUUGUGCAGAUUCCCAUCGAAAGGCUCUACAAUGAAUCCCCAAUCAGCACUCUACGGUAUCCAGAGUACAGCUGGUGCCAUUCCAAUACGGAAUCCAAGAGGGGAGCUGUCCAUGCAGAAAGUGAAAGUCCACCGAUAUGUUUCGGGAAAACGUCCGGAAUAUGCUCAGUACGCUAGCAGUGACGAGGAAACGGACGAAGAUGAUUUCCUGGACAAUCGGAGGGCUGCAGCGGCGGAGGAGCAAAUCCGUGAAAUGCGUCGUCGAGAGCGUUCCGCCGAGGAGGACGAAGCACUUCCGGAAGAUGUCGACGAUCCCCGAAUCCGACGUUUGCAAGCCAUUCGUGCUGCCGAGGCGGAAGAAAUCGAGCGGGAAAGACGUGAACGGCAUCGGGUGAUUCAUGAACCGGAGCUGGUUCAAUCGGAAGAUGAAAAUGAGGAACAGGAAGAGGAGGUACAGAUUCCGGACGAGGAUCAGAGGCAACAUCUGCGGCAUCGAGAACGACCGGAGGAAUCGGAUGACGAGGAGGAAGAUGAAGAGGCGGAAGAAGGCGAAGGCAGUGGGUUAAGACGACGCCGAAUCUCAGUUGGUUCCGAGUCGGAAUCCGAUACCGAGUUGAGUGAUACUGAAAUUGAGCGCCGGCGACAGUUGCUGAAGCUGAAGAUGCUUCUGCAGAAAAAGGAGGAAGAAGUGCUGCAGAAGGAAGACGAAGGUCAAUCGGAUUCGUCAGAGUCGGAGAGUUCAGAAUAUGAAGAAACGGAGAGUGAGGAGGAGAAUGAACCAAGAUUGAAACCGCUGUUUGUACGAAAGAAAGAUCGUACAACUGUUAUCGAAAAGGAAAGAGAGGCACACAAACAGAAGCAACUGGAAUAUGAAGCUAAAAAGUCGGCAAAGGAACGUCGACGGCAAACGCUGAAGUUAGUUGAAGAUAGUAUUAAAAAAGAUAUGGAAAAGAAUAAAAUGGACAACGAACCGAAUUUGAAUGAUGUUAACACGGAUGAUGAGAACGAUGAAGUUGAGUAUGAAGCCUGGAAAUUACGAGAGCUGAAACGUAUCAAACGGGAUCGUGAGGAGAAGGAAGCGUUGGACAAAGAGAAGGCUGAAAUUGAACGACUACGUAAUAUGUCAGAUGAUGAACGUCGCCAAGAACAACGUCUCAAUCCUAAGCUUAUCACGAACAAAACGGUCAAGGGCAAGUACAAGUUUCUGCAAAAGUACUACCACCGUGGUGCUUUCUAUUUGGACAAUGAGGACCAGGUGUACAAACAGGACUUCUCGGCGCCAACGCUGGAGGAUCACUUCGAUAAAACGAUUCUGCCGAAGGUUAUGCAGGUUAAAAAUUUUGGACGCUGUGGCAGAACGAAAUAUACGCAUUUGGUUGAUCAGGAUACAACUAAAUUCGACUCGCCCUGGUUCAAUGAUACGGCCAACAAUGUCAAGUUCCACAACGAGCGAGCGGGAGGAAUGCGACAAGUGUUUGAUAAGCCAUCGUUGCAAAAGAAUAAACGGGACAUGUAAGGUGAUUGAAGAAAUUUUAAUUGCUUUUAACUUUAACUUUGUAUGUAAUAUUCAACAUAGAGGUAAAUAUACUAAUGGUUUGAUUUAGCGGUUACGAAAAUUU